Messenger RNA from Scylla paramamosain (green mud crab), 2941 nucleotides. RefSeq lists its product as uncharacterized. Gene Ontology annotation, molecular function: GTP binding; GTPase activity. The transcript is spliced from 4 exons. The record is from RefSeq and is a predicted model, not a curated record. Bases 807 to 1997 code for a protein of 396 amino acids. Lineage: Eukaryota; Metazoa; Arthropoda; Malacostraca; Decapoda; Portunidae.
GAGAGAGAGAGAGAGAGAGAGAGAGAGAGAGAGAGAGAGACUUGCCAAGAGAUAAAAGAGUAAUUUGUGAAGUAUAAAGUUCUGAAGGAAAAGUCAAGAAGGAAACUAGUUAAUAACGUGAAGGAUGAAGAGAUGAGGGCCCUGCGCUUCAUGGCCAGCAAAAAAAGGUCGAGUGUUCAGACAUUUUUUACACCAAAGGAAGACUUGCCAAGAGACCCAAAGAGUGUUUACAUGAAAAAAGACAUCUGAGUGCCGCUGCCUAACAAGAAGACACAGAGAAACUUUCCCCUUUCGAAAAAGAAAAAAAGGAAGGCCAAUCUGCGCAAUAUUUUGUGCGCCCUGCUAGUCCUGUCGAGCAAAAAUUGAAGAUUACAGCGGCAGGCCAGGCGGGAGCAGCAGGCAGAAGGCAGCAGGCGAGGUGUGCAGGCCGCGUGGAGGUCACGAUCCCUGCUACGUGAGUGUUGAUAUUACGCGGCGCGCCCCGAUGUCUGACACUGUGAGCCGGUGGGUGUGAGUGUACCCCGCUGUGCUGUGGUGCUGUGCCUCGACAUGGUGGUGCAUUGUGUGGUGCUGUGCUGUAGCGUGCUGGUGCAGUGCUGUGUGUGGCUUCAUUGAGGCAGUAUAGUGUGGUGUGCUGAGACAGUGCGGUGGUGUUGCGGCAAUACUCGCUAUUGUCGGGUGAAUGAUACGAUGUGGCGCAUCUAGACACAGUGAGGCGGUGAUUGGUGCGGUGCGGCGUGGUAAUGAUCUUCCCCUGAGCCCCAGGGAAGUGGUAGCACCAGAGGAGUGGGCGAGGUGGCGGCAAGAUGGAGAUGCUCCCUCAGGCAACCGCCACGGAGUUGUCAGGCAAUCCAGCAGGCGGUACGCUGCCCCACCACGAGUGUGUUGGACCUGAGGCAGACCAAGACACUUCCCUGGAGACACUGCAGAGCAUCACGACAGAGGAUGAGAUGAAAGAAUGCAGUACAGAGAAAGGAGGAGAGGAGGCCGAGCCCGAAAGUUUUGGUCACUCGACACUGGCCCUAGAAAUCAGCCUCAACUCUUCUGGCCUCGAGGAAGCGCCCGCCGGCAUUCACCGAAAGAAAGGUUUUGCCUUCAACUGUGAACACGUGAACUUUCCCUUGUGCGAGUGUGUGGCCAGAGCCGCCAACCCGCGCCCUAAUCAUGGCCGCCUUGGGCGCAGGCCGGGCCGCCGGAGUCACCGAGGGCCCACACUGGCCACCCUGCGGGACAUCGGCCUCGAGGUAUUUGACGAAACCGAGGAAUCAGAUUUCCAAGAAUCGGAGACGGAGACAGAAAACCUCUUGGCCGAUACCACUGACGCAGAAUCCGAUUACACAGCAGGACUGGAAUCUGACGUGGAGGGUGCUGUGGGUGGCGAUGAUCCCAACCAGCUGGCGCCACCGAGCACCACUGGUCAGCGACGCGCCUCCAUUGUGACCGCCGACAGUCGCCGGGACGACAUCUCGCCCUCACCGGAGCCUAUCAAGGUGGCGGUCUUCGGCACGGAUGGGGUCGGCAAGUCUGCCCUCAUCGUGCGGCUGCUAACGGGCCGCUUCAUCGGGGAGUACGACCCCACGCUGGAGGCGGUGUACAGCUACCAGAUCCCCCUGCCCGGCCACACCCUGCCGCUCCAGGUCAUGGACACCGCCGGCCACGUGGAGGUGGUGGAGGUCGGGAGGGAGCGGCAGGUGUCGUGGGGCGAGGGCUUCAUGCUGGUGUUUUCCCUCACAUCCCACGAUUCCUUCACCUCCCUAAACCACCUGCGCCGCGUGAUCCUGGAGCUGACCCCCGGCUCCCCGCGGCCCAUGGUGCUGGUGGGCAACAAGGCAGACCUGGUCCACGCCCGGGAGGUGAGCGACGAAGAGAUCCGCGACCUGGCCAACACGUGGGGCUGCGACUACUUCGAGGUGGCGGCCCCUGAACCCUGGCAGGUGGUGGUGCGCCCCUUCGCCGCCAUCUACCAGGCCGUCCUUAACGGCCGCGCCUCCCACUGAUAGCUGGCGCUUAGAAGUAUCCGAGAAACGAAAAUCCUGCACUGCGAGAUGAGUCGGUCAUCUCAAGAGGCAGAUAAUGGAGAAGCCCCACUCGGUGCUCUCGCUAAUCUCGUGAUAAUGAGGGAUGAUGGGUCCCAGCGGCGCGAGUCUGAUUAACUCGUUUCCUUCCCAACCGAGAAAUGGCAAUUAAUCAUCUCCAGGUUCCCAACACUCCGGCAACUUAUAAUUUGAUGAAAUGCAAUAAUUCGUGUGUCCGCGAAUUACCAAACUUGUGCUGGAUCUUCCCGAAGGCCUCCUACGCACACGGGUGCAUAGUAGUCAAUCUGAAGGCUUGAAAAAAGAAUCCUUAGGAGAGUACUCAGCAGUCACAAAUUCUGGAUACACGCCUCAGAGCUAAAGAGACGUAAUAACCUGAAGGAGGUCUAAUGAGAGCCUGAUGAAGCAUUAGCAGUCUCAGUCAAGUGCAAUCAGAACUAAUUUCACUGGUGUUACAUUACUUGUGUUGCGUAACUCUGAUGCGUGUUUGCAGAGGCUCAACACUGAUCGUCCUGGAACGAAGUGAUGCUGCACAAUGAGAGGACAAUGAACAAGUACAAUGCGACAUGAUCAGGUGGCAGCAUAACAGAAUAACUGCCACAAAAGAAUUCCACAUUUUCUCUUCCUUAAGAUCGAUAUAACGAUAACGCAGCGCUGGAGGAGGGCGGCGUCACGGUGUCCAGAACCGCUUUGUCACUCUAAUGUAUUACAUCCCAAAAUAUCUGCUGUGUUCGGGUGGUUAUCGUAUGUUGCACUUGACGUUAUUAUAAUGCUGUGAAUUCCAAGCCUGUCUAUCUAACUGGGUUGUGAAAUAGUGCUGUGCUGGAAUGAAAAUGUGGUAUGUUGUAUAUUAUCAUGUGGCGGUCUGCUGAUGUGAAACAGAUGUAUGCUGAAUAAAUAUAUACCAA